AUGAAACGGCGCCGACUGCUCAGUGCUGCAGGUCAUCCAUUGUGCCAGUCAUGCUCCUCCGUCUCUGCACUCCAAUCACUUGACUGCGUUCCCUCUCUGCACGCAGAUUGGCCCUCCAUGGAGCCUGCCGCCGGAAGCCUCAACGCCAGCAAUGGAGCUCCGUCAGAGCCGCCCCUGUCCGAGGGACAGUCCUCGACCUCAACGCUCGAUCAACGCGCUGAGGAACGGGCGUCUUUGCCUGCUCGUCCCAACAUGGCUGCGCGACAUUCGAAGCGUCUGACCCUGAACUUCCCCAUUAUCCCGCCGCCGUCGCUCCGGUCCGAACAGAGCUCGCCGUCCACGGGUCUGAUGACGCCUGCCACGGAAUCGUCCGCCAACGGGCCGGUUCCCCUUGACGACUCGAAUGAUGGCUCUGAUCUCCUCACUGCGAUUGCGACGCAAGAGCGCAAAGUGCUCGAGCUGCGGGAAGAGCUCCAGCGGGCUGAGACGGAACUGGCCAACCUGAAGAAACAAUGGGCCUCGAGCGAGAGAGCAAGGAAGAGGACUGAGAUCAGCUACCAUGCGGAAGCCAUGAAGCCGCUGAGGUCUCCGGGCUCUGCCUCCGCGGCCGAUUCUCUGAAGUCACCCGAGGAACGCACUCCUAACGGUGUGGAUGCCUCGAGGCAGGCCAGACUGAGCCGUGAACUGGAGUGGCGGAACAGCAUCCGAACUGUCCAGAAUGGGGAUAUCGCGAUCUCUGCCAACGGCAGGCGAGUGUUCCCGAGCUCGAAGCAUACGCGGACCUUGUCCUUACUCUCGAAUGAAACGAUCGCCGGCGGCAAAAAGGGCGACACGGAUGACAAGAAAGCCGGAAAUGAACAGCCAGCAACUCGACAUCCGCGAUCGGCGACUCUUCCUUCUCUUGAACGCAGCGACACCGCCAAGACUUCAGAGUCGGCCCGGGAGGAGUCACGGUUACACUGGCGGAGAUCCAUGCCUCCUCCUUCCCGGGAGGCACUCUUGCGCACGGGCAGACAGAUGGCGUCGGAUCUCAGAGAGGGCUUAUGGACGUUCCUGGAGGACAUUAGACAAGCGACGGUGGGCGAAGAAGGGAUCAACGCCACCGAGUCCAGAACAAUACAGUCCACGUCUACUCGGAGGACCGAUCGCAGUGUGACGCCGUCUCGAAGUCGCGAGCGGCCGGAGGCUGGUCCUGGGCGAACAAACUCGUCUUCGUCCGCAUCCAAAGAGAAGGGGGGAGCCACCAAAAAAUCUGGUAAAAACACCACUCCGGCGGACAUAGGGGUGUCGUUUUGGAGUGAAUUCGGAAUUGAUACGUCGGGGCAGAAGUCCAAUACCGAAAAAGCCGCCAACAGCACUCCAAAUGCACAGAAAGAGUCGGGAGACUCGAACCUCCUCGAUGUUGAUGACAAUUGGGACUCUUGGGAUACCCCCCAGCCUACCAAGACGCACACGCCAUCCUCCAGUCGCUCAACGAUUGAAUCCAAGAACGACCAGUCUCCAUCCACUCAGCUGAGCAGUCCCAGAACAAGUGCCAGCUUUGGGGAGCGGAAUGCGACAAACAAGGAUUCUGUCAUUGAUACCAACAUCUCCGAUGGUAUUCCGUGGCCAGCACUGAGCAAGUUCACACCUUCCAAGCUUACACGAACUGCGUCCAAUCUGAUGGCGGAAUGGGAGCGAAGCCUGACUUCCUCGCCUAAAGAAGACCGGAAGGAGAAUAAGGAGAAUAAGACCCUGCGCGCUGACGAGACAGAUGAAGACGAUUGGGGGGCACCUUUUUGA
Molecule: messenger RNA, 1782 nt
Organism: Rasamsonia emersonii CBS 393.64
Lineage: Eukaryota; Fungi; Ascomycota; Eurotiomycetes; Eurotiales; Trichocomaceae
Exons: 3
Coding region: 1-1782 (593 amino acids)
Source: RefSeq, a predicted model, not a curated record